Molecule: messenger RNA, 8020 nt
Organism: Rhineura floridana
Lineage: Eukaryota; Metazoa; Chordata; Lepidosauria; Squamata; Rhineuridae
Gene: ARHGEF1
Product: Rho guanine nucleotide exchange factor 1
Exons: 32
Coding region: 250-3492 (1080 amino acids)
Biological process (GO): G protein-coupled receptor signaling pathway; intracellular signal transduction
Cellular component (GO): cytoplasm
Molecular function (GO): G protein-coupled receptor binding; guanyl-nucleotide exchange factor activity
Source: RefSeq, a predicted model, not a curated record
AAGAAAGGGGAGGGACGGGGGUGGGGGGAGGAAACCGGCUGGGAGGGAGCCGGAAAAUGCGAGCGGCUUCCUGCCCCCGUCCCUCCUCCCCGAAAACCGCCCUCUGCGACAGGAAACCCCGCCAGGGCCUUGGUUCGGAAGGUGGGAGCCAAACUCCAGUCGGAUCCAGGUGUAUGCUGAUCGUGAACACUUGGACCCCUUGACUCGGCUGCUGGGGACCCCCCCCAAAAAAAAAAUAAAGGGGGCAGGAUGGAGCUGGAGGAAGGAUACAAUGGAAGCCCAACGCUGGGUGCCCGGAGCGGGUCAGCCAUGGCGAUCAUUGGAGCGGAAGAUGAGGAUUUUGAAAACGACAUUGAGCCAUUCCAGAACCCAGAUACACAAAGCAGUAUGUUCCAGGACUUGGAGACUUUGAUGCUGCAUCCAGUCUACUUGAUGGCGUUCCUGCAACAUGUAGUGUUGCAGUUUGACUCCAGCCCUGCGCUCUGUUACCUUCACGUGGACCUCAUCCUGAACCGGCUUGGGGCCAAGGAGGCAAAGAAGCAGUUUGUGGAGUUCUGCCACACUUUCCUGGACAAAGCUGGGCUGCUGAGGGUCCCUGUCCCAAACUCUGUACAAUUUGAGCUGGACCGUACCCGACCUGAGCUUCUUCCUGAUGACCAGCAGCGGAAAUACUUGCAGGAGAUCCAGGCUUUCCAAGAACCCGAGAUUGCCCGGCAGUUGGAGGAUUUCAGGGAGAAGAGGAAGAUGGGGAUGACCCCGGGGGAAUCAGAGCUUUCUGAGUUGGAAUGCUGUCGGACCAAGGACAAGGGGAUCCGCGAGGCCAAGGAGAAGCAGCUGGCUGAGAGGCUGAUGGGCAGGCUGGAUGAGAUGCACCCUACUAUUUCUGCCGACGAGGAAAAAAGUUCUGCCAUUUUCACUGCCAUCGUGACGUAUAUGAAGCAUCUGGGGGUUAAGACAAAAACUGCUGAUAACAAGAAGUCGAAAGCCAACUUCUUCCGUAAGAAGAUUUCAGGGACAAAGAAACCUGAGGAGGCUCCCAAGUCAAAGAAGGGCUUCAGCAUUUUGGACCCUGCACGCUGGAACCGCAGUGACUCCCACUAUUCUGAUUACAGACAAUCCAAACCAGAGGGUGAAGCAGGCGAUAAGGCCCCAGCCGUGGACAGGAAAGGAGCAAAGCUGUCUGACGGAGGCCCAGGGCGGGGCAAGGGAAGCCCUUCGGGGUCAGAUCCCCCUGGAGUGUCCGUCACUGUUCACCCCCCACCUGGGGAGGGCAAUGACGGAGAGCAGGGCUCAGACAGUCAAGUUCCAGCUGAUUCUGGGGACUCCCCUGUUGCAGAGCAACCGCUGGCUGGGGAACAGCCCCCAGCUGAAGAUGGCACGGAAAAUGAAAGGCUGACAGGAAAGCUGGGCCGCUCAGAGAGCCUGCGGGUUUACGAGCGGAAGCGGUCUCAGCGCGGCUCAGCCAAGGGCAAGCAGCCACGCUCGCGAAGUGAUGUGGACAUCGAGGCUGCUGCCCGUGCCAAUGAGAUGGAGGAGAAGCAGUCCCUAGAACAGGCUCGGCAGAACCAGGGGAGUCGCAAUCUGGAACCAGGAGGGGCAGGGGGAGGGGAGCCCCCGCCGUCCUUUCUGCUUCCCCAGUCUGAGGAGACUGAGCCGCGCGUUUCGGAAUUGGAGCUGGAACCGCCAAACUGGCGGGAGCUCGUCCCCCCCGACACCCUCCUCAGGCUGAAGAAAAGUGAAGUGAAGCGGCAAGAAGUGAUCAAUGAGCUGUUCAUCACAGAACAUGCCCACCUACGAAUGCUCCGGGUGCUGCUGGAGGUCUUCUACCAACCUCUGCUGACCGAGGGGUUCUUUGGGGAGAGGGACUUGGUGAACAUCUUCCCCAGCCUGGAGGACUUGGUCGAUGAACACAAAGUGUUUCUGGAGAGCUUGAAGAAGCUGAGGGAAGAAAACAAUUCUGUUGUUUCUGAAAUUGGGAGCACUCUGCUGGCUCGGUUUGAUGGAUCAGAAGGAAACUGGUUCCAGAAGAUCUCAGCCCGCUUCUGCAGCCGCCAGUCCUUUGCUUUGGAGCAGCUGAAAGCCAAGCAGAAGAAAGAGCCCCGUUUCAACCAGUUCAUCCAGGAGGCCGAGAGUCAGCCCCGAUGUCGGCGGCUGCAACUGAAGGACAUCAUCCCCAUUGAGAUGCAGAGGCUCACCAAGUACCCGCUGCUCCUUCACAACAUUGCCAAGUGCACAGAGGAGGCCGAGGAACGCCAGAAGGUGCAGAGGGCAGCCGACUGCUGUCGGCAGAUCCUCAACCACGUUAAUCAGGAGGUGCGGAACAUGGAGAACUUGCUGAAACUGAAAGAUUACCAGCGUCGCCUGGACCUCUCGAACCUGAAGCAAAGUACAGAUCCACUGCUGAGUGAAUUUAGGAACACUGACAUCACCAAGAGAAACCUUGUGUAUGAGGGGCCCCUGACUUGGCGUGUUACCAAGGAUAAAUCAGUAGAUGUUCAUGUCCUCUUGCUGGACGACAUCUUGGUCCUUCUACAGAAACAAGAGGAGCGCCUAGUUCUCAAAUGCCACAGCCGCACCAUCACCCCUACCCCUGAUGGGAAGCAGAUGCUGAGCCCCAUCAUCAAGCUCAAUUCGGCCAUGACCCGCGAAGUGGCCACAGAUAUCAAGGCUUUUUACGUGAUCUUCAGCUGGGAGAAUGGGGCUCAGAUCUAUGAGCUGGUAGCACAGACAGUGUCGGAAAGGAAGAACUGGUGCAGUAUGAUCAGUGAGACGGCUGGCUCUCUGAAGCUGCCUGGCUCUACCCACCUUAAACCACGGCUUUCGGUGCCAAACCGGACUUCACCACACAGCCCCAGCUUCUACUCAGAGGGGCUGCUAGGCGGGGCAGAGAACGGCAGCUCCCACAAGGAAGUGCUGCAUUCAGAGGAACGAGAGAAGGACGGGAUGCUGGAAGGGGGUGAAUUUGAGGAACGCAGCCCUGUGAGCGAACCAAAGCUGGGCAAGGCAACGGAGGAGAUCUUGGAUGACAUGCUAACACUGUACAAGCCUCGGCCUGUCGGGCAGGGACCACUGGCAUCUGCUGCGCAGGACAGAAUAUUGGCCCUGAGGAGGCUCCUGCAGGUAUCGGAGGAAGGCGAGGUUGGCUUCCUGGCAGAGCCCACGGACUGUCCACCAGAGAAUGGGAGCCCCCGUGAAGGCGAAGAGGAAGAGGAGUGGGAUGUGGGUCACAGGAUGGAGAUGGACAGCAGCAGGAGGCAUCAAGGAGGUCUCCCAAAUGGCCCUCAAGAGCCAGAGUGGAGCUCAGAGACCCUGGACAGGGAAGGGUCUGGCUCCUGCAUUGUUCUGUCCCAUCAACAAUCUGACGGGGUGAAGCAUCACUUGCGGCUUCUAGAAGAUGCAGUUCAGGGUCUGAAGGAUAUUGAAGCGGCUUAUUGGCACCUGCAGCAGCUGAUAGGAAAACUCAUACCAUCUCAGCAGCCCAGUUUCACAUGAGGCUCGGCCCAGCAGGGGAAGGCCUGUCCUAAGCAAGGAGGAAGAGAUGUCUGUGCCAGCCACUCUCUCCCAACAUCAGCAUCCAGUGGGACCCACGCUGCUUUUUGUAUAGAGGAUUUAUAAUGUAGGGAGAGAUUCUGGGGCUAGUAUAAAUAUAUUCUGCCUAUACCACGCUAUAGGGGGCCAUAUUUAGAGUAUGAGGAACUGCAUAUAGGUAAGGUGUCACAGCCUUGCUUGAGGGGUGGGAAUAGCUACUUCAUCAGGUUGUAAAGAUGCUCUGGGGUGUGUAAGCUUUUUCUUUAGUUGUGAGUGUAGUGUGCGGUAUCUGUCCCAAAGAGAGACAGAUUAAAACUUAGGUUCCGGUGAAAGCUGUUUGGGACCAAAGGCAGAGGCAGGGUAGUAGGCUUCUGAACUUCAUAGAGCUGUUCAGAACUGCCUGGCCGGGGUCAGAGCAGUAGACAUAUGACUUGAUAUGCUGUCUGCCAAAAAAUCUCAGGGAAGGUUUGCAAGGAAGACAUGAUUGCAAUCUCCCCACCACCACCACCAAUUUUCCUGGUGGUGUAUCUUCACUCACGGACUUAUCCUCCAAAUAUGUAUCUGAUCCUUUUAAAAAAGAAAGUGAUAUAGCAGAAGUUGUAAUCACAGCAGCGAGUUUCACAGUGAGAAGAACCUUACUUAAUUAUUUGGUUUGCCUUGCCUUGCCUUAACUCUUCUCCCUCUCCCCACAUUUCCCCAUAGAACCAUCCCACUUUUCUAGACCUCCCUCUAUUUUAUUCUUUCCUGCUUCAUUUAUUCACGGGUGGAAUUCUGCCAAAGUUGCCUCCCCAAUCCCUUGGGUAGCCUUCCUUUUCAUAUUGGACCUUGGCCUUGCUAUGCCUUGUCUUUAUGCUUGUUUCAGCACCAAUUCAGCACUUGCACACACAAACAUGUGGAAAUCCAAUAAAACAGAUAUGUAAAGGAGGGUGGGAAAUGGGUCCCACGUUUUGAGGUCAGUUAAAAGGUAGUUGUGGGCCUGGAAAGUUUUACAGCAGUGCUUUCCAAACUGUGCUCGGGGGGACCCCUGGUGUUCUUUGGAAGCUUCCCAGACAUUCCCCAAUGAGAAGAUCAGUAAGGGCAGACAACCUCCCUGGAAAGGCUGCUUGCCCACCAACGAGCAGCUGCCUAGGGCUGCCCUACCUUUCCCUCCCAACUCAGAGGAGACCCUGAAGGCUUGGCUAGCACCCUACUUGAAUCCUUGACAUUGCAGGUGUUUAGGUUUUCUGCGGAAAGUGUUCCUCUGACCACUGAAAGGAUUUUUUAAAAGAAUGCAAAUUACUGCCCUUGAAGUUAAAUCCCAGCCAUCCUCUUCCUCGCUGCUUUCACCCCUUGCUUCUUUCUGUCUGCAUCCAGUGCUGCUUGGGGUAUACAACAGUGUAUACCAAGGAUAAUCUGACCAAGUAGUUCACGCUCUACACAGGUUACUGCGUUACUGUGUUGCCUUUCACUCUUUCCUUCUCACCGGGGAUUUCCCCCUUAUGUAGCUUUAUAAGCUGUUAUUAGCCACAAGCUGCCACAGAUGCAACCUGUGAAAGCUAAAAAGAGAAACCACAAGGUCUUGGGGAGACGAUAGUGGUGGGGGAGGAUCACCAGGGUUACAUUUGCCAUAAGUGUCAUGUACAAUCACUUGGCUGCCCUUUUGUGACAUGCCAUUCCACAAAAAUGGACAGUAGGUGGAGCCGUAUCAGUAAGUCAACCAGAGCCUCUUGGCUGUUCAAGGUGUUAUUGGCCAUUUGCAGUGUUUUGUAGGAAGGGGAUGGAGGGGUGCCCAUGCCUCCUUCCACCUCUGAGCCCCCUUUGGUUGCCUAUGGCAGAAAGUUGUCCUCAGACCCAGUUUGUCCCGUGGAGCAGGAGGGCUCUUGUCACUGAUUUUGGGCCUGUAGGGGGCACUGAGCACCCAGCCUCUGGAUUUGCUGCUGCUCUGACUACCUCUGGCUACUUGACUGCUGUUCACAUCCCUCUGCUCACCCCCACCCCACCUCCUAUUGGCUGGCCCUUUUGUCCAAUCUGGAGGAUUGUGUUACGUGGUUGCUAGGCAACCACAAGGUGUUUCCAGCUUCCAUUUGGAGAACUCAAUCUACUGAAGCCAGUCAAGGGGAUGAAUGUGGGUGAUGUUUGAAGGGAGGGUGGUGGAAGCAAAGGACAAGGGGUAGACCCAAAGGUGGAGGUGAAUGAGCAAAGCCACCCGUCAAAAAGUCAGUGUCCUCAGAGACUGAACUGCUCUCCUGCUGCACACGUUCCCUUUCUUCCAAGUGCCUUUUAUAUUUUGUUGAUAAUAUGCUUGUAUUUUUAAGAAAACUCAAUAUUUUGCUGGGAUAUUUUAUAUAUAUAUAUAUAUAUAAUGAAUAUAAGGGAGUGGUCUUGACUCCUCCCAGCUGGGACUACAAGCAAAGAACCCAGAGCUUUAUAUAUAGAGUGGUAUUAUAUAUAUUAGUGUUUAGGGGUGGUUUUUUUUGUCUUACUGUACAAAGAGUGUAACCCAAUAUAUUAAGAGAUGAAAAAGUGAGACUUCCCCCCCCUCCGACUUCCCAGUAUUAUGAAUGUAUAAUAGACCCUACUAAAUCUUUUACUGUCAGAUGGGGGUGUUCUUAAAGUCACACUUUAAAAAAAUAAAAUACAAAUUCUAGACUAAGCAAUCCAUAAUUUAAAAGGGGGGGGGAAUAACAUCUCCCCCCUCCAGAAUCUGUUUUCACAGUUUGCGACAUCUCUUUUACAAUUGCUAUUUUGUACUUUUGGAGAACAUUCUCAAGGUCAUGUACUAUAGAUCAGUUCACUUGCUCCUAUUCCACACAUAGAAAAGUGCCAGCCUUGUAUCUCUGUUUAUGGCCCUACCAAUCACCUGCAGCCUUCCCUGCCGUGGUGCCCGCUAGAUGUUGUUCAGCUCCCACUCCCAUCAGUCCCUGUCAGCAUGUCCAAUGGUCAGGGUUAAUGUGACUUGUAGUCAGGAGGGCACCAGGUUGGGGAAGGCUGUCUUACUGUCUCCUAAGGAGUCUUGCACAAGGCAAAGGUGGGUAGGUCAGAAGUGCGAUAGGAGGCCAUUUCCUCUUCUGAUAUAAUGGAUUGUGAUUGUUGCAGACGUACAGGACAUUGCAUCAGGAUCUCAACGUUUUAGGACUUAAAAACUAAAAGUAAUAUUCUAGACAUCAUGAACACAGAAGAAAAUGUGUAGUGCCCAGAUUCAGAAGUCUUGAGUUAGGACUUCUUAGACAGUGCACUAAAGUUGUUCUCUGUCUCAGUACCUUUUUCUCUCCCCCCCCCAUCCUUUCCAUUGACCCCCAUUUGAUCCUCCAUCCCAGACUUCUUGUUUUAAAAAUCUUGGGUUUUAGAAGCAGAGUAAAUGAUGGAAAGUAUGCUAUUGGCUAUUAGCUGGAUUGUAAAAAGGUGAGUUUUUCAUGGUGCUGAAUGUGCAUUGCAUUGAUGCAGGAUUUUUAAUUUUGUGGGGAGUCAAAUACAAACCUUAACUAGGGAUGUUGCUUGGCCUCUUUUGCAUUACCUCUGAUUACAGGGUGAACCUUCCUACUCAGAGGUAGGUUUCACCAGCUUCAGAAAUUUUCAUUACUAUACAGGGUAUACUAUACUAUACAGGGAUGAGGAACCUGGUGUCCUCCAGAUGCUGCUGGACUCCAGUUCCUAUCAGCCCCAGCCAGUAGGUCAGGGAUGAUUAAGUCGUUGGCUACCUUUCCUGCAUCCCUGUAUUAACCCCUCUACCCACCCCAAGAAUGAUGGAAAAUGUAAGUUCUGCACUGUUUGGUGCAGAGCUAAAUUUCAGAGCUAAAAUUUAAGGAAGAAGUGAGUUAUGCUUGACCUUAACAUUUUUAAAAAUCCUGAGUCAGGCAGUGUAAUUUCCCACCCCCCGAAAAAACACCCUCUUCAGCCUGUGGUAAUGGGCACAUUCUCGCAACCCUACGUCAAUCUGUGCCGUUUUCAAAAUUUUGGAUUCUUGACCUGGAGUUACUAGCUGGACUUUGAACAUCAGUUUCUGGUUUUAAACUCAUUGUUGACAAGGGACACAAAUCAGAACUUGCACUAUGCUUGCUUUCCUCCCUUCUCCUCGGUUGUGUGAACUUCCAAGGGGUAGCUAAUCUAUGGUAAAACUAUCUCGAGAAUGCUCCCACAAUGGCCGGAAUUAGCUACGCCUCAGUUCAGUGGUUGCUUUCUGGAGUUCAGUUUGGAUUCAAACAGUGUGUCGUCCCCUCCACCCAGCAAGAUUUUCUGUUGUGGAUUGCAGUGAAAAUACUAGUCAGAAGGAAAAUGUUCCCCUACAAAUUGGGGUCAGGUGGGUUUCUAGUCUGUAUGGCUAUUGGAUUCCAGAUCUCUCCUGCUAUGAGCACAGGGAUCAUGGGCCUCCUUCCCCUUCCCACCCCUCAUGUAAAGAGGUUGGAGGCUUUGUGUAUGUUACAGGAGGAUUGAAGGUACGUGUAGGAGGGCUAGAAGAGACUGAGCCAAAGAUACUUUUGUAAAAGAUGCCAAAUUAAAAGAUCCAUUAAUCAGA